CAAUGCAUUACACCCUUGGCGCCCAUUUAUCCCUCAUACAUGUGAUAUUGUGACGUGAAGUGGUCUAAGUAUCGUCCGACCCCUCACAAUUAUCUUUGAUUGGUAAAUAAUAUCUUGUUAAUUAGGUGACCAGAGAAAGAAUAAACCAAUCGGGGCAGAGCGCAUGAAUGCCUCGGGCUAGGCCUCAACUUGCUUGCUUAGUUACAAUUAAUUUUCAGACUGUACAGCAUCGCACACAUCGCGUUUAAAACGCCAUUGAGUAGUCCCUCGCGACAAAUAUUGGCGCCCUCGUUGAACUGAAUUAUUCGUGGUUUGACAUUCCGACGUUUGAAUGUCCCUGGUAAAGAGACCUUGUUGAGAAGUCAAGGAUAGUCAAGAAUAAGGUCUUAGUUGUGUCGCCUGACAACAGCGCGCGCGAUAUCGCUCACCUUGAAUGAAUCAACCAUUAGCAUAGCAUUGUAGGUAAAUACUCGGUUUUCUUAGCGCUAAAGCAACCGUAGAAUUAUUGUGUUGACAUUAUAGCUUAAUUCUGCGUCCAGCUGUGAGCGAGAAAAAAAUCAUCAGUGGUGAAUAGCAUUCCACAGAGUAGAUUCUCCAGUCAAUCACGGCGUCAAAGUGUCAUAUUACUAUGAAGCUCUCUAAAUAUAGCACGCUAUACUAGACUAAGAACUAGUGAUUGGACGGCCGGCCUCAGGUUCACUGUUUUAUUUCUCUACUUAGGAAGGUUUCUGCACCGAUGCCCACGGACUUGUGAGUUCAUCCACUUGUGCGACGAAGGGCAAUAUUAUAAAACGGCUCGCUGCGAGUCUUUCAUAGCAGUCAAGGCUUCGUAACACAGCUCAUGUUCCGGAAUUCGAACGCUGCGCUGGUGAAGACAGAUUUGGAGUUGAGUUCCGAUCAACAUCACAAGAGGUCAUGGGCAGCUAAGCGAGUUUAAAUGCGAUUCGGGAUUGAUUGCAAGGCUCAAGGGAAUUCCGCUAUAUCAUGUCGUCCAUUCACAUUUCUCAGUUUGACACUAAGGCUGUUGGGUAUAACACAAGAAGUACAAAGCAAGCGCGCUCCAAAACAGAGACGAGACUCGAGGUUCGCGAAACUAGAGUGCAGACAACCGCAGGAAUAGAUAUUCAACCGAGCGAUUCUCGCUCCAGUACACAAACAACAACCCAUGGCAAAUCAAUUCACAAAGGCUUAAAGAUCUCGAAACCGCGAAGCCAUGUUGCUAGUUCGUGGUGUAGUGAAGAGCCCUCUAAUAAUAACAUAACAACCGAACACGUUUCCACCGCCAUCCACUAUAUUGGAGGUCCUAAAAAUAUCAAACCCUCGCAGAAAAAUGUUGUCUCUUGUAAUACGCAGGCAAAAAGCGUGCGACCCUGGUGUAGAAGCUCGUUAAUGAUGGAGAGCGAGCGAGGUACUCUCGCCGGCUCGAACCACAUACCGGGGAUACCUAAACUAGCAGCAAACGAACAAUCGACUCAGCGAGUCGAACGUACCAUCUAUAACACAACCCCUGUAGCUAGUAUAACAAGCUUUCAGCAGAAUUUCACUAAGGCGUCGAGCUCGGCAAAGAACGUGCGAAGCGUAGUGACAGAUUUCAAAAGCACCUCGAGUAAGCCGAGUUCGGAAGAGACAACGGGUAAACAGACAGACGAAUUGCGUGUCAUAGGGCAAUCGGGAUUGAACCCGUGGAAUGUGAGCCCUGCUAGUGCGACUGCGGACUGCUUUCCCAGUAAAGCGGAUCGCUCCAAUCCUUAUGGCAAACUGAGAAGCAGAAAUGAGAAGCAGCGGAGUGAUUUCCACCAAGUCGGUGUUGAUCAAUCGCAAAUGGACGGCCUAGUAGGGCGAAGCGCUCGCAGCCGAGCUCAGCAGAGCGAAAACACGAACACAGAUGUUGGUGAAUCGAGCGCUGCACUCUACGACUACGAAUCUCAGGAGCAGUGCACUCGACACACGAAUUACAAGCAUUACUCCUCGACUUGCCGUUCUGGGCCGCCAAGCACAUAUACGGAAUCGGCAAGCGAUGGAUUCAGCAGCUCGCAAAGUGACGCUAGUAUGUCUUCGUCGGCGGAUCUCUCACGGACUAAUACGAGUUCCUCGAAGCGCAGAAAACGCGUAAAACGCAAAGUCUCGGGGAAAUCGAUCGGAGCGAGGGAGAGAGAUGACAACACAAGCGAGGGAGAGUCGGAUACCCUGCGUCGACAUGAUCGGCGCUUUCGGAAACGGGAUGACGAAGGAAUUCAAGCAUUAGCCGCGAAAUCCAGUGAGCAAUCAGCGAAAGGGCAAACGUAUGUAUUGGGGAGUACGACUACCGGAGCAAAAGCUGGCAGCCAAUUCAGGUCAAGUAGUUUAACUUCUGUCAGUUCUACUGAAGGCAAUAAAGGUAGUUCGCGGACGCAAUCGCCUUCUCUUACUCCAAGAGGGGCUACCUUGGCAAAGAAAAUUCAAAUCCAGUCGUUUUCGGCGGUUUAUACGAGUUUUAAUAAGGACAACAAAGAGAACCAGCCACGGAGGCGAGCCUCGACUGAGGAGAGAACUCGUGACAGAAUCAUGGAAAGAUCAAUCAAUUCAGAUAACACAGGGUCAGGGGCUAGUCUGGAUAAGGAACAUGGGUCUGAGCGAGGGAGCUCCGUACCCAGCAAGGGCAGGCCGUUCACUCUCAGGAAUAAGAGGUUCCGAAUGAAGAGGAGUUCGUCUAAGGAUACCUCUAGUCCUUACACAAGUGAUGCAGACAGCACCGCGAGUACCCCUCAGUACCGGUGUGCUGAGGACAGAUACUCCUCAGACCAGGACAUCACGCACUUUACAGACCAGCAAGCAAGUAGAACGUCUAUAUCCCCCAUCCCUACCAUCCCCCCGGCAACCAACAUCUCUAGUUCAUCUGCCGACAGUUCCUUCCAGACUCAUGCAGUAGGUAGUCUCGAGGACGAGGUGUUCUCAACCAGGACGUAUGGUAUGGGGAGGGAGGCUAUGGAGAGUAGUUUUAUGAAAGGAGAGGAGGGUUUGGGUGGUCGGGAUACUGGGCAUGCUACCCUUGGUGAACCCACCCCAACAGUUGUAAUACCAGGGUCUGCAUCGGAGCAAAGUGAUGACGAUGAUGUUUGGGUUUCGCAAAGCUACCCACCUCGAAGGGCCUACCCAGAACCGCCACAGUCUCUCACAUCACCAUACAGCUUUAACAGACCUUUGUCGAUCGUGAACGAGCAGGAAGAAAUGGAAAAUACUCUAUAUAGCAACAGUGAGGGUGGUGAGACCUCCAAUAAACGCAACGGCUUUCAGGCAAGGAAGACCUCAAAAGAGGGGAGAAAGGACACGGGCGCUGAGGUGUCCCCCCUGAGGCGAGCAUCAUAUGUGAGGGCACAACAAAAUGUUGGAGAUUUUGCACUGUUCCGUUCUUUUGAUGAUGAUUCACAAUAUGAACCUAUCAUGAUGCCAGAUUUGGAUUCAGAUAAUCAUUCUCACAAAUCAAAGUCUAGUUCCAAACAUUCAAAAAAGAACAGGAAGUCUAAAGAAGGUUCUCUUGAUAAUUUUAUAUCUCCUAAAGAAAUUGUAAAGUCAUAUAGCAAUUCUGACCAGGAAAAUAGUUUGGAAUUACUUGAGGAGCAGGAGGGGGACUUGAUAUCCUUCGAUGAUGGCAAUGGUGAUAGUCCUUGCGAAUCUAAAGGGGUUGACGGUUCUGGGGAACCAGUGAAAAAAAGAAAGAAGAAGAUAUCUAGACCCAAAAUCCCAACAAUAUUCUAUGCUGAUGAAACUAAAUCAACCGAGGAAGAGGAGGAGGGCAAUGAUGACAUUGAUGAUGAUGAUGUGAGUGAAGGGAUGGUUGUGCAGAAAGCAAGGGAGGAAACAAUGGGACAGGAUUCCAUGGAUGAGAAAUGCAUAGGAGGGUCUACAGAAGAGGAUUUGGACAUGAUUGAGAAUUCUUCCAAGAGAAACACUCUUGUUGCAAUUGAAAGUGAUGAUGAGAGUAGUACUCCGAAAAUUGGCUGUUCUCCAGUCCCUGAUGUAACAGAUGAAGAACGGAUGACACUCAUUGCUGAUGAAGGCUUGACAAAGAGCAGAAGUGCAAGGCUUUCUCCCUAUCCUACUCCCCCACAAAUCACAACUGACUUAUAUAUUGAAGAUAAUGAUGAGGACGAUUCAAGUUUGAAAAAAGUUGAAACUAUUUAUGAUCUGUGUGAGGAAGAGAAAGAUGGAAUUUCAUACAUUGACGAUGAGCAUGGCUUGUACCAGGAUGUGAAAAGUGUAGAAAGUUACGGAACCCAAAGCGACACCAUUGAGUCACCAGAGCCUAAACAUGUACAUGAUAAGUACUCAUUAUCUACAAGUGGGUUUAGUGAGGCCAUAGGAGAAUUAUCAGAUAGUGAAGAGAUACCGACAGAUAACAAUCUAUUGAUUGGAAAUGGUAAGAGUAGCAGUGAUGACGGAUGGCGUUCUCAAAGUGACCCAAGUGGGGGUGGAAGGACUAAUGGUGCAGGUGCCCCAUUGUGUGAAACCAUUGCCGAAGCAGCAGAGUUAAACAAUUACAGGAACAGUAAUAGUGCACCAAACCUGAUAACUGAAAAGGUGAUGAAAGAGUCUGCCCAAUUAGCAAAAAGAGUAAGUAAAAAUCACCUAGACGUUAGGCCGACUGUGUCUAGGACUAAAUCGACUCCAUCCGCUUUUCUGAUGCCUUCUGUUGAGAGAAUGGAACUUGUGCGACGUAAGAGUGAGGGCAGCAUGGAUGAUUUCCAUAUUGAGGGAAGUAUGGACGAUGAUUUUGAAUCCUCUGAGGAGUAUGCAAAGAAUAUCAGGGCAGUUAAGUCAGCACCAACGACUCCAACUGCACCCAGAAAACAGAUUUAUCAAAACCAAUUUUCAGCUGAAAAAACUCAAAUGAAGCUUGCAAAGCUUGCAGCUAUGGAACCUAUUUAUGAAACACCUCCUACUGAAACUGUGAAGCCUAUUCCCUUACCGGAGCCUGUAAAGCUUGAACGAAAGAGUGGACUUAUUCCUGCUACAGACGAGACAAGGCCCCCAGUUACAGGCACAUCAACCAAGUCUAAAGCCAAGCAGAGCGAAAUCAAAAGACACGUGUUGCAGAACCUCCUAGACACAGAGCAGUCUUACGUCCAGAACUUACAGUACUUAGUCACGAACUAUCUGAAACCUCUUAAGAGACCAGAAAACGCGAACAUCGUGGAGCCAGCACAGGUUGAUGAGAUGUUCUACCAGAUUCCAGAUAUCUUACUCUGCCACGAGUUCUUUCUUGAUCAGCUACAGGCGCGCGUCAAUGACUGGCAUGACAAGCAGAAGAUUGGGGAUAUCAUAGUCGCAUCGUUCACCAAGUGCUUCCUGAUGGACGCGUACAGUGCUUUCAUCAAUCAUUUCCUGCAUGCCCGCGCUGCCGUCAGGGUAGCCACCAUGUCACGUCCAGGCUUUGCGCGGUUUAUCGAGCAAUGCUGUCGAGAUCACAGAGAGAAGCUUACUCUGCAAGACCUGAUGAUCAUGCCCGUACAGAGGAUCCCAAGAUAUGUGUUAAUCCUCAAGGAUAUGAUUAAGCACACGCCAACAGACCAUCCCGACCACGGCAGUCUGCAGCUCGCGAUGGGUGAGAUCAAGACCUUGGCCAACAGGAUGAACAUGCGAGAGAAGGAGGUGAACAAAGCUGAGAAGGACGCGGAGGACCUAAGGGCCAUCGAGGCCUCUAUAGAGGGCAUUUCCGACCUUGUAAUACCAGGCCGUUAUUUCAAGCGAAAAGACCUCGCCGCAGAAGUGCGAGGAUCCAUAACAAAGAAAGAUCGCAGCCUCUUCUUAUUCAAUGACUUAUUGGUUUGCGCCAUCGUCAAGAGAAAACCGAACGCACUUCGCAGGGGGUCUCUCAGCUUAUUCUCGGGUCAGUCUGGCGCGGGAGCGGAGUUCAACAAGCACAAGCUGCUGUGGAAAUUACCACUCGAAUAUAUCGAGCUCUUAAGAAGUUCCCCUGAAGUGCAGAGAAGAAACAGCCUAGAGAGAGAGCUUGAGCGACUUGAUAACGACAUGUCUUUGCUGAGUCAGAUCAGUGCACUCUCAGACACUUUGAACAUUAGUCACCAGAUGCUAGACUCUUCAAUCCGGGAACUUAUGAAUGACGUCAGCCGGCAAAUCGCUGAGAGACAGGUUCCGGUUCAACAGUCUCUCUCGGCCAAACUAGAGCUGCAGGCGCAGACAGAAGAAGGUCCUGAGACGUUUACAUUCCUCUUGCUUGAUGCGGAGAUCAAGAAUUCUUGGGAGUCAGACUUUAUGAACGCGAGGAAGGAGUUAGCACACGCUAAGGACACGUUCCCCCCGGAGUUUCAACAGCCAAUACCGAUCACGAAAACUCGUAGCGGAAUGCAGUUCACGUGCUCGUCACCAAGCCUUGUGCCGCACAUGUUGGACCGUGGAAACCACUGCGGGUCAGGUGACGUGUGGGUGUGUAACAGCGAUGGAUAUGUCGGCCAAGUCUGCAUCUUAUCUAUGGGCGAGAAUAUCCAGCCAAUCGCUUCGUUGUCCGUGUGUUCUUCACGAAUCCUGUGCAUCUCACCGGUGCCUGGGGCGAGACUGAUCGGACUAGAGACUAUUCACCCGGACGCGGACAGCAAAUCGGACACUAGGUCACUUGGCGAGUCGUCCUCGUACAAGGUGCCGAGCACGAAGAGUACGGAUUACGAGGACGAAGAUGACGUUCGCAGCGCGCAGACCAUCAUAGCAUUUGAUAGCAGCUCAGAGGACGAAGAUGGGCUUGGCAACGAUAGCUUCAUGGAAGGUAAAUUCGGCUCGGGAUCGCCGAUGUUCGACGGCCGACUCAGCCCCGAAGGAAGCAGCCUCGGGACCAUCGACGGAGAAAUGGAGAGCAGCGACGACGACGAGUCGGUUUCCGACGAGAAUGCUUCGAGCGAUGACGAUGAUAAGCGGAAGCAUGGUCGUAAGCACAUCGGUAAAAGUCGGAACCUCGACUCAGGGACUGUUCCAGUGCCGGGGGCGGAGGACAAGCUGAGCGACAUUGUUCCGUUUGAGGCUGAAGAGGGCUCGACCGUCUGGCUCGGCACAGAGGAUGGAAGUAUAUACGUCUACCCGGUACAGGACAUUCAGCAGAAAAAGAAAAUGCGAAUCCAACACAAUGCAGCUGUACACUGUAUAUUGUAUGUGGAUAACCAGGUAUUCGUCGCCCUUGGCAACGGUGAUCUUUGCGUCUAUCGGAGACAACCCGGCUGUCCGUGGGAGGUCUCCUCACCAAUAAUAGUGCCCGUGGGCUCAGGUGCACCCGUCACGUGUAUGACCGCUGUCCACGGCAGGCUCUGGUGCGGGUGUCAGUGUAACGCAAUCAUCGUCAACACCACCACGCUCAAAAUCGAGAGAACGUUCAACUGUAGUCUUGACAAGGAGCGUGCUGUUUAUCGAUUGGUGAGCUCUGGAAUGGGUGUCUGGCUCUCGUUACAGAGCAGCGCCACAGUACGACUUUUCCACGCUACGAAAUACGAGUGCCUUGCCGACGUCGAUGUUGGGCCUCCGGUCCACAAGAUGUUAGCAGGCUCUGACGCCAUCAUUCGCCAACACAAAGCAGCGUGUCUUCGUGUGACGUCACUCCUGACAUGCAGGGACUUACUCUGGAUAGGGACCAGUGCGGGCGUGGUCCUCACCCUGCCCCUCCCGACCAUAACAGUCACCACCUCCUCUUUGCGCAACAGCCCCAGCGCGUCUGCCUCGUAUCACGGCCACACGGGUCACGUGCGCUUCCUCACCGCCGUAGAGGUCCCUAAACCAGGGGACCAGGACACGACUCUAGAUAAGGAGAGAAAUAACUCCGUGACCUCCUCGAGUACCCCGGACCCUCCUCUUACGCCAGGAGAGCCCGGGGUCGUGAAUGGGCCAUCCAGGCACAUUUUGAUCAUAAGUGGUGGGGAUGGAUAUGAGGACUUUAAGACAAGUUCUACUAGUGAAUCCGCAGGGCGGGACGAUAGUACGAAUCAUCUUUUAGUAUGGCAAGUCUGAGGUUAGGACAAAUUGAAUUUAUUUAAAAUGCGCGGGGUUUGCUAAGCCACAAAUGGUGUGUUCUGUACUUCACUAAAGAAAAAUGCUCCCGCGUUUUUCGGUGGGCAGGACUGACUACCUCAAGGUCUUAGUAACAUUAAAGCCAUACGAAGCCUUUCAUAGGAAUUGAUUCUCAACCCAUAUGAAAGGAGAUAUCCAUCGAAGCUUCCGGGACUCCUCGAAUACGUUUUUUUUUUUUUUUCGCUGCAAUUGAGACUAGGAUAAUCAUAUAUCGCGGAUGAAAUAUCCUUAGUCUCUUUAACAAAAACAUACUAAAAGACAUGUGGGACACCAUUACCGUAAAUGCUAAACACAAAGCAAAUCAGGUGACAGACUUUGGAAACGUUUUUAAAACACGGCUCGUCUCGCAAAAGCAGACGGCUCUCUGCGGUUAUAUUAUCUUUAAGAAGAAAACUUUGUAUAGUUAUAAUAAUGUCAGUAGCGUAGAUUUAGGUGUAAGUUCUUUAAGAACCAUUCCGACUUCACUGUACAGUUUCAUCGAAAGUCGCAUAUAUAUAGUUUAUGUAUAUCACGCUUGCAAGGUGAUUAUCAAUUUAAUUUUAUAUACUUUGGUAGAGUAUUAUAGUAUUACACUUAACUAUACAAGCCAGGGAUAUCACCCAAUAAAAUACAAAGUAACAAGAA
Nematostella vectensis (starlet sea anemone) is the source of this 8667-nucleotide messenger RNA. Its product is annotated as rho guanine nucleotide exchange factor 17. Gene Ontology annotation, molecular function: guanyl-nucleotide exchange factor activity; protein binding. The transcript is spliced from 22 exons. The record is from RefSeq and is a predicted model, not a curated record. The coding region runs from base 985 to 7983 and encodes 2332 amino acids. Lineage: Eukaryota; Metazoa; Cnidaria; Anthozoa; Actiniaria; Edwardsiidae. Gene Ontology annotation, biological process: actin cytoskeleton organization.